Messenger RNA from Passer montanus (Eurasian tree sparrow), 795 nucleotides. Its product is annotated as RISC-loading complex subunit tarbp2-like. The record is from RefSeq and is a predicted model, not a curated record. NCBI's taxonomy places the organism in Eukaryota, Metazoa, Chordata, Aves, Passeriformes, Passeridae. The annotation marks the transcript as partial. The transcript has 4 exons.
UGGCGGCUCGGGGCUGUCCCCACGGGGGUGGCCGUGUCCCCACGGGGUGGCCGUGUCCCCUGGCAGGAGCUGGUGGUGCAGAAGGGCUGGCGCCUGCCCGAGUACACGGUGACGCAGGAGUCGGGGCCGGCGCACCGCAAGGAGUUCACCAUGACGUGCCGCGUGGAGAGAUUCGUGGAGAUCGGCAGCGGCACCUCCAAGAAGCUGGCCAAGCGCAACGCGGCCGCCAAGAUGCUGGUGAGGAUCCACAACGUGCCCAUGGAGCCGCGCGACGGCAGCGAGGCCGAGGGCGAGGAGGACCAGUUCAACAUGACGUGCCCCCGGCUGGAGGGGCUGCGGGGCCGCGCCCCCGGCUGCACCUGGGACUCGCUGCGCAACUCGGCGGGCGAGAAGCUGGGCCAGCUGCGGAGCCGGGGGGGCAACCCCGCGCCGGGGGGGGCCUGCGCCCUCCUGCAGGAGCUCUCGGAGGAGCAGAGCUUCGCCAUCAGCUACCUCGACAUCGACGCGCUGAGCCUCAGCGGGCUGCACCAGUGCCUGGUGGAGCUGUCCACGCAGCCGACCACGGUGUGCCACGGCACCGCCCCGUCCCGCGACGGCGCCCGCGCCCAGGCCGCCCGCAACGCGCUGCAGUACCUGCGCAUCAUGGCCGGGGGCAAGUGAGCCCUGCCCGGGGCAAGUGAGCCCUGCCCGGGGCAAGCCAGCCCUGCCGGGGGGCAAGGAAGCCCUGCCCGGGGCAAACAAACCCUGCCCGGGGCAAACAAACCCUGCCCGGGGCUAGCCAGCCCUGCCCGGGGC